This is a messenger RNA of Amoebophrya sp. A120, 114 nucleotides long. The record is from the annotation of a GenBank genome assembly. Lineage: Eukaryota; Dinophyceae; Syndiniales; Amoebophryaceae.
AUGGAUUUUAUUUUUUGUUCUGCCCAGCUGUGCUUUGCGCGCCGUGAUUGUUUUCAACAGAUCUUUGAUGUAGAUGUGGUCGUUGCAAUGAAUAUGAAAACCCGGCAAACCGUG